AUGAGCGCCCCGGUCCCGCCGGGCCGCGGGAUGCAGUUCGCCGAGACCCAGCUGAGGCGGCACGGCUGGCGCCAAGGGCAGGGACUGGGCAGGCGGCAGGACGGCAUCGCCGAGGCCAUCCGGGUGAAGGUCAAGUGCGACACGGCGGGGGUGGGACACGACGCGGCGGAGCCCUUCACCUUCCACUGGUGGGACCACGUCUUCAACAAGGCGGCUGCCAACAUCGCUGUGGAGGCUGGGCAGGAUGGCAUCUCUGUGAAGGCGCUUUCUGAGCAGGGAGGCGGGAUCAGCAAUAAGAAGCCGCGCAAGGCUGGCAGCAGUGGGAGCCUCCUGUACGGCCGAUUUGUGAAGUCAGCCACGCUCACAGCCUGUGGGGAGGAGUCCAUAACACUGCCCACCAGCUCUGAGAGCAGUGAGGAUGAGGAGAAGCUGGACCUCUCCUCGGUCAGGAGGCUGACAGACGAGGAGCUGGUGCAGGCGUGUGGGGGCCGCACAGCACACAAGGGUGCCCGUCACGGCCUGACCAUGAGUGCCAAGCUGGCACGCCUGGAGGAGCAGGAACGAGCCUUCCUGGCCACAUAUCGGCAACGGGAGCAGCAGCAGGAGCCCCCAGAGAGCAACCAGGGCAAAAAGAAGAAAAGGAAACAGUCCAGGGAUGGAGCCAACCCCGAGGUGCCAAAGAGCCAGGACCCAAACAGAGAACAGGAGACUUUGAAAGAAGAAAAGGUUGUCAAGAGGAAGAAAAAGAACCGGAGACCAAGCAGAGAAGAGGAGCUGACAGGAGAGGAAGAGGUCAUGAGGAAGAAGAAGAAGGUGGUCACAGAGCCAUGUGGAGAAGAGGUAUCAGGAGAGGAGGGGAAAGUCAUGAAGAGGAAGAAGCCAGAGCUAAGCACAGAUGAGGAAGUGACAGAAGAGGAGAGGAAGGCUGCAAAGAGGAGAAAGAAGAAAAAGAAGAAGAAGCAGGAAGAGGAGGACAAAGAAGAGCCAGCUGAAACAGACAUACCUCUACAAGACACAGAUGAGCCAAACUUGGGACACAGCCCUACAAAGAAGAGGAAGAAGAAGAAGAAGAAGAGGGAGCCAGAGUGAACAAGUGACAUGGCUGCCAUGCUGUGCAGCUGCCAGUCCCACCUGGCUGUAAAGGUCCAGAUCCUGGUGCUGGUGGGUGCCACACGGUGCUCUGAGCUCAUUCCAGAUGGAGUCCAGCACUGUGGCCCAGCUGCCUGGGGAUGCUGGGCUAGGACAAGUUAGUCUGGAGCUGGAUCAAGCUUUACUUCACCACCUGAACCUUAAGGGGUGACCCUGGUUCCCCCAAGACAUUGGGGCAGGGACCCAUUUGGGCCUGUCACAGAGGGACACAAGGAUACACCCUGCAGAGUACUGAGGUUUUUUUUCAGGGGCAUGAAUAAAUCUUUAUUGUAAUCAGAUUA
Messenger RNA from Sturnus vulgaris (Common starling), 1430 nucleotides. It is a transcript of the gene GPATCH4, whose product is annotated as G-patch domain containing 4. Gene Ontology annotation, cellular component: nucleolus. Gene Ontology annotation, molecular function: nucleic acid binding. The record is from RefSeq and is a predicted model, not a curated record. Lineage: Eukaryota; Metazoa; Chordata; Aves; Passeriformes; Sturnidae.